Aegilops tauschii subsp. strangulata is the source of this 486-nucleotide messenger RNA. NCBI's taxonomy places the organism in Eukaryota, Viridiplantae, Streptophyta, Magnoliopsida, Poales, Poaceae. The record is from RefSeq and is a predicted model, not a curated record.
AUGCGGAGAGGCGACGACGGGGGCGGGGACUUCGACGGUGGAGGCGGGGGCGACGGCGACGGGUGCUUCGGCGGUGGAGGCGGAGGGGACGGCGACGGCGACUUCAGCGGUCGAGGCGAAGGCGGCGGCGGUGGAAGCAGCGGAGGCGAGGGCGACGGGGGGAGGGGCGCCGAUUUAAUGAGGAUCGUCGGUUGGGUGGAGGGCAUGGCUGUGGAGGUGGACAAGGGAUCCAUGACUAUCGUCGGCCGCUUCGACGCCAAGAAGCUUAGGGACCGCGUCGCCUCGGCGACAAAGACAACAAGGGUGACGGUGGCGAUGGUGGGGACAAGAAUAAGUGCACCGACGGCGAGGCCGGUGAUCGUCACGGUGGUGCUCACCGCCGGCCUCCACUGCGCCGGCUACAUGCCCCGCAUCCACUGCAAGCUCUUCAGGAUCAAAGGUAUCCGCAACUCCUCUUCCACUUGCCUCGUCCUGCAUGCAUGCUAG